Kluyveromyces lactis is the source of this 768-nucleotide messenger RNA. It is a transcript of the gene MRPL24, whose product is annotated as mitochondrial 54S ribosomal protein bL28m. Lineage: Eukaryota; Fungi; Ascomycota; Saccharomycetes; Saccharomycetales; Saccharomycetaceae. The record is from RefSeq and is a predicted model, not a curated record. Bases 1 to 768 code for a protein of 255 amino acids. Gene Ontology annotation, molecular function: structural constituent of ribosome. Gene Ontology annotation, cellular component: mitochondrial large ribosomal subunit. The transcript has a single exon.
AUGAAGUUUUUUCCAAGUUCCCAAAGAGGGUUUUCCACUCUUAGCCACCUCCUCAGAGAAUGGAGAUUAGUUGAAAGCAGACAGAUCCCAACUCCAAAGACGUAUCAAGUCGGCGACAGCAAGCCAUUAUAUAUCCCAAAGGAGAAGAAGGAAUUCCCUGAUUAUCCAUACGGAGAAUCUCCAAUUUACAAACAGAGUAACAAAGGUUUAUACGGUGCGUCUUUCAUCCAAUUCGGUAAUAACAUCGCUGAAUCGAAGACAAAAACCAGGAGAUCAUGGAGUCCAAACGUUAUUAGAAAAGGACUAUGGAGUGAGACUUUGAACAGAAAGAUUAGUAUUAAGAUGACAGCAAAAGUUUUAAGAACAAUUACCAAGGAAGGUGGUAUUGACAACUAUUUGACUAAGGAAAAGGCCGCCAGAAUUAAGGAAUUGGGACCUACUGGUUGGAAACUCCGUUACAGACUACUGAACUCUAAGGAAAAAGCUGCCAAUCCUGUACAUAAGGACGCUGAGACUGUCACAGAUGCCAAUGGCAACGAAGUCACCGUAUUGUACAAAGUUGUUGUCGAUGGAGAACCAUUGAGAAUUACUGCUGGUAAGCGUAAACUAUUGCAUACCCUUUUCCCAUUGGAAAAGAUGGAACACAAAGCGGAUGGAUUAGAUCUAUCGUUUAAGAAAUUCAUGGACCAAUUUGCUACCCGUGACGUGGCAGACAUCGUAUCGAGAUUAAAGGCCUUGAAUUUCGAUUUGAGUACGAUUACUGUAUGA